Messenger RNA from Carassius carassius (crucian carp), 1380 nucleotides. Its product is annotated as eukaryotic translation initiation factor 6. Bases 182 to 919 code for a protein of 245 amino acids. The transcript is spliced from 7 exons. Gene Ontology annotation, biological process: maturation of 5.8S rRNA; maturation of LSU-rRNA; ribosomal subunit export from nucleus. The record is from RefSeq and is a predicted model, not a curated record. NCBI's taxonomy places the organism in Eukaryota, Metazoa, Chordata, Actinopteri, Cypriniformes, Cyprinidae. Gene Ontology annotation, cellular component: nucleolus; cytosol; preribosome, large subunit precursor. Gene Ontology annotation, molecular function: ribosomal large subunit binding.
CUCGAAUCAAAGGCAGUAGUGUUUAUCAUGAGAUGACAACUUGAGCUAACGUAUCACGUACCGUAACGCGUUGACGUGAGCACGUCGAGGAGGUGACGUGACACGUGUUUUUCGGCUGUCCACGCUUCUACACAGUGUGACAAUCGUUUCAGGCAGCUUUGAUCAGUUCAAUAGCAGAAAAAUGGCAGUCCGUGCAUCUUUUGAAAAGAAUAAUGAAAUUGGAUGCUUUGCCAAGCUCACAAACACAUAUUGUUUGGUGGCGAUUGGGGGUUCAGAAAACUUUUACAGUGUCUUUGAAGGUGAACUGUCAGAAACGAUGCCUGUUGUUCAUGCCUCUAUAGCAGGAUGCCGAAUUAUUGGCAGAAUGUGUGUGGGAAAUCGUCACGGUCUCUUGGUGCCAAACAACACGACAGAUCAAGAGUUACAGCACAUUAGGAACUGCCUGCCAGAUUCAGUGCGCAUUCAGAGAGUAGAAGAGCGUCUUUCUGCGCUGGGGAACGUCAUCGCUUGUAACGACUACGUUGCUCUAGUUCAUCCUGAUCUUGACAGAGAAACAGAAGAGAUUCUUGCAGACACGCUCAAGGUGGAAGUGUUCAGACAGACGAUUGCGGAGCAGGUGCUUGUGGGUAGUUACUGUGCCUUCAGUAACCAGGGAGGCCUCGUCCACCCCAAAACCUCCAUAGAAGAUCAAGAUGAACUUUCAUCACUCCUGCAAGUACCUUUAGUGGCUGGGACGGUGAACCGCGGGAGUGAGGUGAUCGCUGCUGGUAUGGUGGUGAACGACUGGUGUGCCUUCUGUGGGCUGGACACCACGAGCACUGAACUGUCCGUCAUCGAGAGCGUCUUUAGAUUGAGUGAAACACAGCCCAGCGCCAUCGCCACUACCAUGAGAGACUCGCUCAUCGACAGCCUCACAUAAAACUGAAAUCUGUAUUUGUGGGAAGAUGCCUAAAUGGACCUGGAAGUCGUUAUUAGACUUCAGUUUGAAGACUGAUUAUGUCUCCCUUCAGGGAGAAACACUCUUUUGUCUUUAUGCCAUGAGAAAACAUGUUGUCAUUCUAAUAUUCAUGUAUGAACUUUUUGUAAAAUACUAAGACAAAAUCACUGAUGGGCUGAGUUGAUCUGUAAAUCACUUCACAUACUACACACACACACACACACACACACACACACACACACACACACAUAAAUAGACCACAUGACCAUUAAAUGGUGGCAGAUGUAGAGUUUGUUUCACACAAUGCAGCUUCAAUAAAGCUGUGCAUAAUCAACAUAGACUGGUUUGUUAAAUAAAAAUCAUACAUUUCCACAGAAGAUCCUUUUUAGGGAUUUUUAUGUUGCUUAUGUAGUUUGAAUAUCAAUAAAAGCCUUAUGACAACA